Vespula vulgaris is the source of this 3007-nucleotide messenger RNA. Its product is annotated as cytochrome P450 6k1-like. The record is from RefSeq and is a predicted model, not a curated record. The transcript is spliced from 8 exons. Gene Ontology annotation, molecular function: oxidoreductase activity, acting on paired donors, with incorporation or reduction of molecular oxygen; iron ion binding; heme binding. Bases 1362 to 2903 code for a protein of 513 amino acids. Lineage: Eukaryota; Metazoa; Arthropoda; Insecta; Hymenoptera; Vespidae.
GAUUUUCUAGGAGAACGUCGAACGUAGGAUAAAUUCGGGAACGAAGAGGAACGGGUCCGAUCGAUCUUCUUAUCGAGUUGAGAACGAAUUACGAGGGGCAGGACUUUGCUGGAUUUAGUAAGCACCGGAUAUGAGCCCGAGAGACGAUCGUAAUCGUAAUCCCUCGUCACGAGUCGUCCUCGUUUAGAAUUCGAGGGGAACGAUUUGUUGACCCAGGCGGUCGUCUUCUUCACCGGCGGCUUCGAAACGUCGACGACGACUCUGGCCUUCUCGCUGUACGAGCUCGCCCUGCAUCCCGAAAUUCGAAAGAGGCUCGGAAAGGAAAUUCUCGAGGCAACGACGACGGAGUUACCUACGAGUUGGGACGCCAGUUCGCAUAUCCAACAUGGGACUACAUCACUAGCCACGAUACUUUACCGAACCGCACGAUUACGAUCCCGAAAGAUUCAGCGAAGAGAAUGAACGAAACAUGAUACCGUACACGUAUCUGACGUUCGGCGAAGGCUCUCGCACGUGCAUAGGGUUUCGACUUGGCCUUUUGGAAUCGAAAUACGGCCUUGUACAGAUAUAUUCAGAAGGUACCGUGUGUUUCGCCGUGCGAGAAGACGCUGAUACCUAUGCGUUUGGAUUCGCCAUUACGCCGUUUAGAUCGUAUCUAAACACGAACAAACUCGCGAUCGAUCGAUCCGCUCCUUUUUCCCUUUUUCCUCAUAUUACGAUCUUCGCCCCUAUCCUAUAUGUGGCCUAACUGCAUCAAAAGUACGAACACAAAAUUUAUAUAUUCGACGAGUCGUUACUUUUGCCGCUUCGAGCCAUUUCCGAAUCUCGGAUUCUCCCUUGCCUAUCCUGACCGUCCUUCCACGAUCGACAAUGACCGAGGAACGAACGUUUCAGCAAGACCAUUCCGCAAGCUUUGACACGCUAGUCUUUUCCCGACAACGUCAACAUCGAGAAGGAUCGAGAGAUAACGUAUAAUUACGUAAACUACGAAGAAAGAACGUUGCUAUGCAAUCUUGUCGUAUCGCAACAAGUGUGCGAAGUAUGAUGGAGCACUCUCGACGAAUCCAAACGUGAAAGUGUGAGGCGUCUGUCGAGAGAGGAGAGUAUAUUAUCACGCACAUGCCAUGACAUAACAACGCGAGUCACGCUAUUGGAGGAUGAAUCGUCGGGAGGGAUAUUAUGCGAGUUCAUAAAUACAAGUUCAACGGCAAGACGGCAAAGACUUUGAUUCUCCGUUUCUUAGGGAGACAAUUCGCUCCGAUUGCAACGAGAGCUAACGUUUUACGAGAACAAACGUUUCGAAGGAAGAGGAAAGUGGAUUGGGUAUUUAAGAUAUAGCGUCGUCGGUGAUAUUAUUUCGAAUGGCGGUACUAACGGCGUACUGGGGCCUCGACGGUAUCCUACUGUUCUUCUCCUUUUGGAUACUCGCUUACCUCUAUACGACGAGAAAAUUCAAGUAUUGGCAGAAACGCGGUAUAAUGGAGAUCCCGCCGUUGCCGUUUAUCGGCAAUUUUUGGGAUUGCAUCUUCAUGAAAAAAUCUUCGUGGGAGUUCGUCCAGGAGCUCUACGAGCGAUCCAAGGGAUUACCCUAUAUGGGUUUCUACAUAUUCGACAAGCCCUUCAUCCUGAUACGCGAUCCCGAUUUGGUGAAGCACGUUCUCGUCAAAGAUUUCAAUUAUUUCUCGGACAGAUACGCAUGCUCGGACGUGAACGAUCGUUUGGGCUAUGCCAAUCUGUUCAUGAUGAAAAAUCCCGGCUGGAAAAUUCUAAGGGCGAAACUCACUCCGAUCUUUACGUCCGGCAAAUUGAAGAAGAUGUUCGAGCUGAUGAUCGAGAUCGGCAACGAUCUCGACAGAUAUCUCGGUUCCGCAGGACUGGAAGGUAAAGGAAAGGACAUGGAGAUGAAGGAUGUGUGCGCGAAAUUUACCACCGAUCUAAUCGGCACCACCGCCUUCGGCCUUCGGGCUAAUUCCCUAAGCAAUCCGGAUGCCGAAUUUCGCAAAUUCGGCCACAAAAUAUUCGACUACGAUAUCGGUCGCGGCUUCGAGUUGAUGUCGAUAUUCUUCAUGCCGGGCAUCGUCAAAACAAUACGCGCCAAAUUCUUCGGGAAAGAAGUCAGCAACUUUCUCCGUGGCAUCUUUUGGGAGGUUAUCAACGAGCGCAUAGCCUCCGGUACCAAGAGAAACGACCUGAUCGAUCUGCUGAUCGAAUUGAGGAAGACUUACGGCUCCGAGGAUCUCGGCGGAUUUAAAUUCGACGGUGACGAUUUGGUCGCUCAAACGGCCAUCUUCUUCUCGGGUGGCUUCGAGACUUCCUCGACGGUUAUGUCCUUCGCCGUUUACGAGUUGGCCCUUCAACCCGAUCUCCAGACGAGGCUCAGGCAAGAGAUCCUAGGCGCUCUCGACAAAAACGACGGAAAACUCAACUAUGACACGGUCAUCGCUUUACCGUAUUUGGACAUGGUCGUCUCGGAAACGCUACGAAAGUAUCCACCGUUGGGAUUUUUGGAUCGCGUCGCCAUUCAAGAUUACAAGGUACCUAAUUCCGAUCUGAUCAUCGAAAAGGGUACUCCUAUUAUGAUAUCGAUGACCGGAAUGCAUUACGAUCCCCAAUACUUCCCUAAUCCGGAUAAAUUCGAUCCCGAAAGAUUCAACGAGGUAAACAAGAGGAACAUACCGAGUUACGUUUAUUUCCCCUUUGGCGAAGGACCCCACGUUUGUAUAGGAACUCGCAUUGGACUUUUGCAGGCCAAACUGGGCUUGAUACAUUUACUCAAGGGAUACGAAUACACCCCGUCCGAAAGUACUACCAUACCGAUGCGUUUCGAUCCGAAAGGCUUAACGACCACGUCUUUGGACGGUAUUCGACUGAACGUUCGUAGAUACGUCCAAAAUGUCGCUUGAACGUUUACUCGCUUAAUUUCUAUUACGACCUUUAUAUUAUUUCGCCUAUGUAAUUUACAAUUCGUGUCUUUAGAAAUAGACAAUAAAGGAACAAUUUUUCUUUA